Messenger RNA from Penaeus vannamei (Pacific white shrimp), 4329 nucleotides. The record is from RefSeq and is a predicted model, not a curated record. Lineage: Eukaryota; Metazoa; Arthropoda; Malacostraca; Decapoda; Penaeidae.
AUGUCGUACGGCGGUGUCAGUUGCCCGCCACCCAGCCGACGCUGUAGUAGUCCUAGCAGUAGUGGUAGUAGCAGUCAUAGUAAUAGUAGUAGCAGCAGUAGUAGCGUUAAGGUCAACGGAGGUUCAAAGGAGGUCAACGUAGGUUCAAAAGAGUUCAUCAAAGGCUCAAAAAGAGUUCAUCAGAGGCUCAAAAAGAGUUCAUCAGAGGCUCAAAAAGAAGUUCUCAGAGGCUCAAAAAAGAUUCAGCAGAAGCUCAAAAACAGAGUUCAUCAGAGGCUCCAAAAGAGUGAUCAUCCAGAAGCUCAAAAAGAGUUCAUCAGAGGCUCAAAAAGAGUUCAUCAAAGAAAGCUCAAAAAGAGUUCAUCAAGAAAAGCUCCCAAAAAGAGUUCAUCAGAAGAGCAUCAGAAAAAAGAGUUCAUCAAAAAGAGUUCAUCAGGAGAGUUCAUCAGAGGCUCAAAAGAGUUCAUUCAGAGCUCAAAAAAGAGUUCAUCAGAAAGCUCCAAAAAGAGUUCAUUCAGAGCCUCAAAAAGAGUUCAUCAGAAAGCUCAAAAAGGAGUUCAUCAGAGGCUCCAAAAAGGAGUGUUCAUCAGAAGCAAAAAGAGUUCAUCAGGUAGGCUCAAAAAAGAGUUCAUCAGAGCUCAGAUGCUCAAAAAGAGUUCAUCAGAAGCUCAAAAAAGAGUCAAAAAGAGUUUCAUUCAAAAAGAUUUCUCAUUCAGAGGCUCAAAAAAGAGUUCAUCAGAGGCUCCAGUUCAAAAAAAAGAGUUUCAUCAGAAGCUCAAUCAAUUCAAAAGGCUCAAAAAAGAGUUCAUCAGAAGCUCAAAAGAGUUCAUCAGAGUCAAAAAUGAGAGUUUCAUCAGAGCUCAGAGAGCUCAUCAGCGAAGCCUCAAAAAGAGUUCAUCAGAAGCUCAAAAAGAGUUCAUCAGAGGCUCAAAAAAGAGUUCAUCAAGAAGCUCACAAAAGAGUUCCAUCAGCUCAAAAAGAGUUCAUCAGAACAGAGGCUCAAAAAGAGUUCAUCAGAGAAGCUCAAAAAAGGGAGUUCAUCAGAGGGCACAUCAAAAAAGAGAGUUCAUAAAAAGAGUUCAUUCACAGAGCUCAAAAAGGUUCAUUCAGAAUCAGAGCUCAAAAAGAGUUCAUCAGAGGCUCAGACGUUCAUCAGAGGCUCAAAAAGAGUUCAUCAGAGUUUCAUCAGAGGCUCCAAAAAGAGUUCAUCAGAGGCUCAACAUGAGGUUCAUCAGAAGCUUCAAAAAGGCUUCAUCUCAGAGGCUCAAAAAGAAGUUCAUCAGAGGCUCAAAAAGAAGUUCAUCAGAAGGCAUCAAAACAAAAGUUCAUCAGAAGGCAUCAGAAAAGAGUUCAUCAGAGGCUUCAAAAGAGUUCAUCAGAAGAAUCAGCAAAAAGAAGUUCAACUCAAUCAUCAGAGGCUUCAAAAAAGAGGAGCUCAAAAAAGAGUUCAUCAGAGGCCUCAAAAAAGAUUCAUCAGAGGCUCAGAAGCUCAAAAAGAGUUCAUCAGAGGCUCAAAAAGAGUUCAUUCAGGAGGCUCAUCAAAAAAGAGUUCAUCAGAGGGCUCAAAAAAAAGUUUCAUCAGAAGCUUCAAAAGAGUUCAUCAGGAGGCUCAAAAAAGUUCAUCAGUCAAAAAGAGUUCUAUCAGAGGCUCAAAAGAGAUUUAGUUUCAUCAGAGCUCAAAAGAAGUUCAUCAGAGAGCUCAAAAGAGUUCAUCAGACGAGGCUCAAAAAGAGUUUCAUCAUCAAAAAGAGUCAUCAGAGCUCAAAAAGAGUUCAUCAGAGGCUCAAAAGAGUCAUCAAGGCUCAAAAAGAGUUUUCAUCAGAAAGCUCAAAAAAUAGAGUUCAUCAGAGGCUCAAAAAGAGUUCAUCAGAGGCUCAAAAAGAGUUCUCAGUCAAAAAGAGGUUCAUUCAGAGGUCAAAGAGUUCAUCAAGAGCUCAAAAAGAGUUCAUCAGAGCUUCAAAAAAGAGUAUCAUCAGAGGCCUCAAAGAAGUUCAAUCAGAGGCUCAAAAAGAGGUUCAUCAGAGGCUCAAAAAGAGUUAUCAUCAGAGGCAUCAAAAAAGAGUUCAUCAGAAGCUCAAAAAGAGUUCAUCAGAGGCUCAAAAAGAGUUCAUCAGAAGCUCAAAAAGCAUCAGAGGCCUCAAAAAAGAGUUUUCAUCAAGAGGCUCAAAAAGAGUUCAUCAGAGGCUCAAAAAUAGUUCAUCAGAAGCGCUCAAAAAAGAGUUCAGUCAAGGCUCAAAAGAGUUCAUCAGAGGCUCAAAAGAGUCAUCAGAAAAAGAGUUCAUCAGAGGCUCAAAAGAGUUCAUCAGAAGGCUCAAAAAGAGUUCAUCGCAGGCUCAAAAAGAGUCAAAACAGAAUGCUCAAAAAAAGCAGCUUCAUCAGAAGGCUCAAAAGAGUUCAUCAAGAAGUCAGGCUCAAAAAGAUUCAAUCCGAGGCCUCAAAAAAGAGUUUCAUCAGAGGCUCAAAAAGAGUCUCAUAGAGGCUAAAAGGAGGUUCAUCAGAAAAAAGAGGUCAUCAGAAAAGAGCAGUUCAUCAAGGCUCAAAAAGAGUUCAUCAGGGAAGGCAGUUCAUCAGAGGCUCAAAAGAAGGAAAGAGUUCAUCAGAAGGCUCAAAAAGAGUUCUCAUCAAGAGGCCAAAAGAGUUCAUCAGAGGCUCCAAAAAGAGGUUCAUCAGAGGCCUCAAAAAAAGAGUUCAUCAGAGCUCAAAAAAGAGUUCCAUCAGAAAGCUCAAGAAAAGAGUUCAUCAGAAGCUCAAAAAGAGGUUCAUCAGAGCUCAAAAGAGUUCAUCAGGCUCAAAAAGAGUUCAUCAGAGGCUUUCAAAAAGAGUAUCAUUCAGAGGCUCUCCAAAAAGAGUUCAUCAGAGGCCACUUCACAAAAGAGUUCAUCAGAAGCUCAAAAAAAGAGGUUCAUCAGAGGCUCAAAAAGAGUCAAGAAAAAGAGUUCAUUCCAGAAGCCUCAAAAAAAAGAGUUCAUCAAGAGGCUCAAAAGAGUUCAUCAGAGGCUCAAAAAGAGUUCAUCAGAGGCUCCAAAAAGAGUUCAUCAAGCUCAAAAAAGAGUUCAUCAGAGCUCAAAAAGAGUUCAUCAGAGGCUCAAAAAAGAAGUCAAAAAAGAGUUCACAUCAGAAAGAGCUCAAAAAGAUUCAUCAGAGGCUCAAAAGAGUUCAUCAGAAGCUCAAAAGAGUUCAUCAGAGGCUUCAAAAGAGAGUUCAUCAGAGGCUCAAAGAGUUCAUUCAGAGGCUCAAAAAGGAGUUCAUCAGAAGUGCUCAAAAAGUCAGGAAGAUGUCUCAAAAGAGUUCAUCAGAGCUUCAAAAAGAGUUCAUCAGGAGCUGCUCAAAAGAGUUCAUCAGAGGGCUCAAAAAGGACGUUCAUCAGAAGCCUGCCCAAAAAAGGAGUUCAUUCAGAAGUGCCUAAAAGAGUCAUCAGGUAGGGCUCAAAGAAGAUUCAUCAGAGGACCCAAAAAGAUGUUCCAUCAGAGAGAUAAAGCUUCAAAAAGAUUCCUCAGAGGCUCAAAAAAGAGUUCAUCAAGGCCUCAAAAAGAGAUUCAUCAGGGCUCAAAAAAACUGCACAGCGCAAAAGAGUUCAUCAGAGAGCUCAAAAAGGUUCUAUCAGAGGCUCCAAACGAGCUUCUCAUAGAGGGCUCAAAAAAGAGGUUAUCAGAGGACUCCCAAAAAGAGUUCUAUUCAGAAGCCUCAAAAAGUGAGUUCGGUCAUUCAGAGGCAUCAAAAAGAUGGGUUCAUCAAGAAGGCUCAAAAGAGUUCAUCAGAGGGCACUUCAAAAGAGGGUUUUCAGAAAGCUCAAAAGAUUCUAUGUUUCUUCAGAGGCUCAAAAAGAGUUUCAUCAGAGGCUCAAAAAGACAGUCUUUAGAGGCUCAAACAAGAGGUUCAUUCAGAGAGCUCAAAAAGGUCUCAUCAGAGGCUCAAAAAGAGUUCAUCAGAGGUCUCAAACAAGAGUUCAUCAGAGGCUUUUCAAAAGAGCAUCGAGGCUCAAAAAGAGUUCAUCAGAGGCUCAAAAAGAGUUCAUCAGAGGCUCAAAAAGAGUUAAUCAGAGGCUCAAAAAGAUGUUUCAUCAUAGGCUUUUCAAAUGAGUCUCAUCAGAGGCCUCAAGAAAGAUUAUCAGAGGCCUCUCAAAAAAGAGUUCAUCAGAGGCCGGUCAAACGGAAGUUCAACGGAGGUUCAAUCAAGGGUUUUUUCAACGAGCACCCUAGUCUAUAUUUUCACGAGAAUUUAUCACCCCUCUCGACUGACUGCCUCUCGCGUGCUAAAGAAAGAAAAGAAGCGAAAAAAGAGAAGAAUGAAGUAAGAGAAAGAAGAAAAGAAGAAUGAAAAAAAGGAUGG